UAGAAAGGGUAAAUCCCGCCCACGAUAUGAAAAAAAAUUCAAGUUGGCGCCAUUGCUGAGGUCACUGAAACCCUCGAUUCUCUUCACAGCGACUGCGAGAGGAGAGCAGCUAACCAGUGGACUCCACACUCAACCAUGGCGGAGCCAAGCACUCUCAUGGACAUCGACGAAGAUGACAAUUCAUCUCUAAAAACCAGCAACAACAAAGGCAAAAACGUCGCCGUCGCUGCCCCUUCCCACGGCAAAGCCACGCCGUGGGUCGAGAAGUACCGCCCUCAUUCCCUCGCGGACGUCGCUGCUCACCGCGACAUUGUCGACACCAUUGAUAGGCUCACUAGUGAGAACCGAUUGCCACACCUCCUAUUGUAUGGUCCUCCUGGAACUGGCAAAACUUCAACGAUACUUGCUGUGGCACGCAAGCUGUAUGGAGCACAGUACCACAAUAUGAUUUUGGAGUUGAAUGCAUCCGAUGACAGGGGGAUCGAUGUUGUGCGACAACAGAUUCAAGAUUUUGCUAGCACGCAGAGUUUCUCGUUUGGGGGUGAGAGUGCAAAGUCAUCUGUCAAAAUGGUCUUGCUGGAUGAGGCAGAUGCUAUGACAAAGGAUGCUCAAUUUGCUUUGCGAAGAGUGAUUGAGAAAUACACAAAGAACACUAGGUUCUCACUAAUCUGCAAUCAUGUCAACAAGAUUAUUCCAGCAUUACAAUCCAGAUGUACUCGUUUUCGAUUUGCUCCACUAGAGGAGUUUCAUGUCUCGGAGAGACUUAAACAUGUUAUAGAGGCUGAAGGGCUUGAUGUGCCUGCGAGUGGUUUAGUGGCAGUUGUACGGCUUAGCAAUGGUGACAUGAGAAAGGCUUUGAACAUUUUGCAGUCAACUCAUAUGGCUUCACAGCAGAUAACUGAAGAAGCAGUAUAUCUUUGCACAGGAAAUCCAUUGCCCAAAGAUAUUGAGCAAAUGUCUUACUGGCUUUUGAACGAAUCAUUUGCUGAGAGUUUCAAAACAAUAUCUGAUAUGAAAGCAAGAAAAGGAUUGGCUUUGAUAGAUAUUGUAAGAGAAGUGACCAUGUUCGUUUUUAAGAUUCAGAUGCCAGCAGAUGUUCGCGUUCAGUUGAUUAACGAUUUAGCUGACAUAGAGUACAGGUUGACCUUUGGGUGCAACGAUAAGUUGCAACUCGGAUCACUGAUAGCCACUUUCACAAAAGCUCGAUCUGCACUUGUUGCUGCUGCGAAGUAAUUGUGCUCGUCUAAUAUGCAGGUUUUGGUCCAUUACUCCGUUAAUGCAAACGUCAGGAGGAUGUCAGGAUGUUAUAUAACCUUGUGUCUAGUUUUCAAACUUCAGUAGAAUCCUGGGAAACCAUUGAGAGCUGUUGUGUUUAUGGUUGCGAAUCUGGACAUGAGUAAGCGUCAAACAUGUCCCGAGCACGAGCACGAGCACGAGUAUAAUGUCGAACUAAUUCUCAAACCGUAUGCGUACGAGAAAUUCAAACUCCAAUCUUAUUAAAAUCUUCGAGUUGCUAGCA
Pyrus x bretschneideri (Chinese white pear) is the source of this 1519-nucleotide messenger RNA. Its product is annotated as replication factor C subunit 3. Gene Ontology annotation, biological process: DNA-templated DNA replication; DNA repair. Gene Ontology annotation, cellular component: DNA replication factor C complex; nucleus. The transcript has 9 exons. Lineage: Eukaryota; Viridiplantae; Streptophyta; Magnoliopsida; Rosales; Rosaceae. The coding region runs from base 136 to 1233 and encodes 365 amino acids. The record is from RefSeq and is a predicted model, not a curated record. Gene Ontology annotation, molecular function: ATP hydrolysis activity; DNA binding; ATP binding.